Messenger RNA from Cryptomeria japonica (Japanese cedar), 552 nucleotides. RefSeq names its product putative RING-H2 finger protein ATL69. The transcript has a single exon. Lineage: Eukaryota; Viridiplantae; Streptophyta; Pinopsida; Cupressales; Cupressaceae. Bases 1 to 552 code for a protein of 183 amino acids. The record is from RefSeq and is a predicted model, not a curated record.
AUGUGGCUAAUGUUUUUCUGGGUGGUCGUGGGAUUUGGGAUGUAUCCAUUCCUUUACUCAUACGUGCAUUUUUUCCAGUUCCCAUAUUUGCAAUUAGCUUAUAUAGUAUUUGUGGUUGGAGGGGUGUUUGUCAUAAGUCAAAAGCGGGGUGGUGAUGAUGCAUCGACAGCAGAGCCAGUGCAGCAACCGUCUCCUUCUUCUUCCUGCGUUGAUAUGACUGCAGUGGAAAUGGGAGUAUUCACUUACAGACAUCAUCAACAAAAAGAGGAAGAGGAACACGAAGAAUGCGUUAUCUGCCUCUGUGAAUACCAAGAUGAGGAUGCUGUGGCGGCACUUCCACCGUGCCAACACAAUUUCCACGUGGACUGUAUUCGGAGGUGGCUAGAGUGCCAGCCCAGGUGUCCCAUCUGCAAUGCAUGUCCGCUUCAGAAAUUGGUAUCCGCUCAAAAAAAUGAUGCUCUUCACCUUCUUCCCCUUCCACUUCCACUUCCGCCCACUUUGGCUGCAAGAAAUUUGACCCAAGAAAACUUAGGGAGCGAAGGGAACGUGUAA